This is a messenger RNA of Pseudophryne corroboree (corroboree frog), 510 nucleotides long. RefSeq names its product histone H3. Gene Ontology annotation, cellular component: nucleosome. Gene Ontology annotation, molecular function: protein heterodimerization activity; DNA binding; structural constituent of chromatin. NCBI's taxonomy places the organism in Eukaryota, Metazoa, Chordata, Amphibia, Anura, Myobatrachidae. The transcript has a single exon. The coding region runs from base 44 to 454 and encodes 136 amino acids. The record is from RefSeq and is a predicted model, not a curated record.
GUUAUAGCUGUACAGUAGUAUUUGCAGUUGCUUCUUGUGAAAUAUGGCCAGGACCAAGCAAACAGCGCGGAAGUCCACCGGCGGGAAAGCUCCCCGCAAACAGUUAGCCACCAAAGCCGCCCGGAAAAGUGCCCCAGCUACUGGCGGAGUGAAGAAGCCUCACCGCUACCGUCCCGGGACUGUUGCUCUCAGAGAGAUCCGCCGCUACCAAAAAUCCACUGAACUGCUGAUCCGCAAGCUGCCCUUCCAGCGUCUGGUGCGGGAGAUCGCCCAGGAUUUCAAGACCGACCUGCGCUUCCAGAGCUCCGCCGUCAUGGCCCUACAAGAGGCCAGCGAGGCUUAUCUGGUGGGGCUGUUCGAGGACACCAACCUCUGCGCUAUCCACGCCAAGAGGGUGACCAUCAUGCCCAAAGACAUCCAGCUAGCCCGCAGAAUCCGAGGGGAGAGGGCAUAGAUACUCGGCACUACUAUACACGCAGCAACACAAAGGCUCUUUUCAGAGCCACCAAA